Molecule: messenger RNA, 1509 nt
Organism: Penicillium diatomitis
Lineage: Eukaryota; Fungi; Ascomycota; Eurotiomycetes; Eurotiales; Aspergillaceae
Gene: bgt2
Product: GPI-anchored beta-1,3-endoglucanase EglC
Exons: 1
Coding region: 1-1509 (502 amino acids)
Biological process (GO): carbohydrate metabolic process; cell wall organization
Cellular component (GO): fungal-type cell wall; extracellular region; cell surface
Molecular function (GO): 1,3-beta-glucanosyltransferase activity; glucan endo-1,3-beta-D-glucosidase activity
Source: RefSeq, a predicted model, not a curated record
AUGUUCUCCAAGCAAGCUAUCGCUCUGGCCUUUUCCGUGGCCGCCGCCCAGGCGGCUCACCAGGGGUUUAACUAUGGUUCCACCCUGCCCGGUGGUGGUGUUGCCUACGAGGCCGACUUCAAGACGCAGUUCCAGACGGCCAAGAACCUCGUGGGCACCUCGGGCUUCACCAGUGCCCGUCUCUACACCAUGAUCCAGGGUGGCACCACCAACGAGCCCAUCCAGGCCAUCCCCGCCGCCAUUGCGGAAGAGACCUCUCUCUUGCUUGGUCUCUGGGCCUCCGGUGGUAACAUUGACAACGAGAUUGCGGCUCUUCAGUCGGCCAUCAGCACCUACGGCGAUGCUUUUGGCAAGCUCGUGGUCGGUAUCUCCGUCGGCAGUGAGGAUCUGUACCGUAACUCCGUCACCGGUGCCAAGAACCACGCCGGCAUUGGUCUCAACCCCGACGUCCUGGUCGAGUACAUCAAGAAGGUCAAGGCGGCCAUCGCCGGUACCCCCUUGAGCGGUGCCUCCAUCGGUCACGUCGACACUUGGGAUGCCUGGACCAAUGGCACCAACGCGGCCGUCAUCAACGAGAUUGACUGGCUCGGCUUCGACGGUUACCCAUACUUCCAGACCACUAUGCCCAACGGCAUCGACCAGGGCAAGGCUCUCUUCGACGACGCCGUCGCCAAGACCAAGUCUGUCGCCCAGGGCAAGGAGGUCUGGAUCACCGAGACCGGCUGGCCCGUCAGCGGUCCCACGGAGAAUGAGGCCGUCGCUUCUGUGGCCAACGCCAAGCAGUAUUGGGACCAGGUCGGCUGCCCUCUCUUCGGCGAGACCAACACCUGGUGGUAUAUCCUCGCCGACGCUGGUGCUAGCCCCAGCUUCGGUAUUUCCAGCAGCAUCUCCAACACCCAGCCUCUGUUUGACCUCUCCUGCAAGAGCUCGUCUUCGUCUUCUAGCUCGGCCGCUUCCUCUGCCACCAACUCUGCUGUCAACCUUGGUGCCGGUCACUCCACUGCCACUUCGGCCGCUGCCUCUUCCACUUCCACUGGCUCUAACUCGGGCUCUGGCUCUGGCUCUUCUGGCUCUGGCUCUUCUGGCUCUGGCUCUUCUGGCUCUGGCUCUUCUGGCUCUGGCUCUUCUGGCUCUGGCUCUUCUGGCUCUGGCUCUUCUGACUCCGGCUCGUCCAUGGGUGGUCACUCGACCACCAUGGUCAGUGUCCCCGCUGGUCAAACCCCUACCUCUGCCUCCUCUACUCCUCUGAUCUCGUCUGCUGGCACUCCUUCAUCUUCUGCUGCUAUGGGUAGCUCCGGUGCUUCCACCACUGGCUCUGCAUCUGGCUCCUCCGGUGCCGGUGCCGGCUCAUCUGGCACUUCUGCCUCCGGCUCUAGCUCAGGCUCCGCCGCCGGCUCCAGCAGCUCUGCCUCUUCCAGCCCAUAUGUUGGCUUCAACUCUGCUGCUCGUUCCUCUGGCUCGGCCUUUUCCGCCCUUGCCGCUGCUUUGGUCCUUGCCAUCGCUCUUUAA